AUGCUGGGAUCAUCAAGGUCUCUUGUACGAGCGUUGGAAGCUGUGUUUGCAGAAAAAGAGACAUCUAAAAUACCCGACGCUGAUCUAAGCACUACAAUUAACGAGUACCUAGUUAAACACAAUAACUUCACUACAAUUAAACAAAGCAGUUAUAACAUACACGAAGAGCUCUAUCGUAUAUACAAUGGAUACAUUAAACCGUCGCACAAGUUGGAACGAGAAAAUAGAUUUCUUGAUGUCUUGAUUCAAGUCUGUGAUGUGUUUAGUGACAACGAGGUCAAUUUAUGGAUUCUGACAUAUCUAAAAUCGGCAAUUGAUAGUGCUGGUUAUGAGUUGACAUUUGUGGCCAACUCCAAAAAGUUUAUUGAGAAAGUUUUAACGAAUUAUUCAAUAACAGAGUGUGAUCGUCUUAACGAUUUACAUGAGAAAGUUUCAAUAACAUUAGCGCAACAACUACUAGAUAUCUACUUGAAUGAAGAUACUGUGACACUAAAACUUAAGUUGGAUGUCGGAGAGGAGCAAAGAGAAAGUCAAGCAUAUCAUGAGAGAAUACGAUUUAUUCGAUCUAAUUGUGCUAAAUUAUUACUAGAGUAUGGGCAGAAAUACACAAAUCAAUAUUGCAAUUUGUUAAAUCAGUACAUGCAGAAUGUUGACUAUAGACUUGAGGCUAUUGUGUUGCUUGGAUACUUGAUAAAUUCAGAUAUCAGAGAUACAUCCAUUGUUGUAGAAAAUGACAUAUUUCAGAAUUUGCUAAAAUGUCUUCAUUUUGAUUUGGAGCCCAACAUUGUUCAUUGCGCAUUGAAUAAUCUCUUCAUAUUGAUACCAAAGGUUGUCGAUAAAUUGGGUCGCCACUUGUCAGAUAUUUUGUUGAUAUAUCUACGAAUCACAAGUUGGAGCAAUACGAAUGAAGCAGUGCUGAAAGAGGACAACUGCCUCGCAAAUGAAUUUGUCCAGUGUGUUGAAUCAUGGCAGGUUGCAUUACCAAGAUCACCCGAAUUCAAUGUCGUAGUAGGGUUCAAUUAUCAAUAUUUGUGCACCUUACUUUAUGGUUUGUUUUACUUCAAUUUUGCGGCUUUUGUUUGUGAUCCACUAGAUUACCUAACAGCCCAUGCACCAUCAGUAGUAUCAAUUGGCUCGCUAAAGGAGCUGAAUUUUACAUUAUCUAAUAGAGAUUCUCCACUCACUAGAGCUAUGACAAUCACAAAGCAGCUUCUAGGAGCAUUUCUCGUGCAUCCCAAGUACUGGAUGAAAGAUGAUCAAGUAGACGAAUUGAACCAUCCAACUGGUUGGCUACCUGGUGAUGCAUCUUUGGAGGAGAUUGCCAUAGCCUGCUUGAGCUUGAAUCCAAAUAUUUUGAUCAGAAAUGGUGAAGCAAGCACACCUAUUCAAAGCUCUAAUGUUGUCUCUACUGUUGGAGACCCACUAUCAAGAUCAUCAUCAUUGGCUGGUCCAAUGUAUUUUCAAGCAAAUGGUCCAGCAAAACAACUUAUGAAAUCAAGACUUUUACAACAUAGGAAAAUGUCAAUAAUACCCACACAUUUAGUUCUUGAUAACAAUCACUCAAAUGGUGUGGAAGACGAGAUUAAGUUUAAGGAAUUUGGAUUUACUAAUGGGCAAGAGCUGCAGGUAUCUGAGGCAUCUAGUGCGACUAGUCCAUCUUCAUCCAAGCAAGAUCGUCACGAUCCUGUGAAUGAUUUGUUAUACGACCAUGCAAGACUCUUUACCACGGUAAAGCAUAACAGACUAUAUCAUCAAAGCAAUUUUCCGGUUAGAACCAAUUCUCUUGAUCCCAUUACCGCAAUAGUUGAACAACCCAACGAAAAGUCCAAACAGGAAAUGCGGUUGGGUCGUCCAAUGUCAUCGCCAACAACAAACUUGGAAGCAUCGAGCGUGUUUAAAGACAAUAGCACUACUACUACAGGAACAAAUGGUGAUGCCAGCUCAUUACACAGUUCAACUAAUGAUCCUCCUCAAUCAAAUUUGAAUGAAUUGAAUGCAAAUGGGACCAUAAUCGAUUUUUAUCAACGAGAAUUGUUACUAUUUAAGAAUGAAUUGGAGUUUUCCAGUUAUAUGAAACAUCUAAACAAAUUCCAUUAUUUGAAAGUGAAAGAUGAGGCGAGUGAAGAUGACGACAAUGUACGUAGCAUCCCAAUACAACGCAAUGAAGAAAAUGCUUUCGUCAAGAUGAUUGACAACAUCAAGAAUGAGUGGGAAGGGAAACAACAAGACUUUAAUCGUCAAUACGAUCUCCUCACUGCCAAGAUCAAACAGCUUGAAUCUGAAAAAGAAAAUUUAAGCAUGCAAUUAUUGACGCUACGACAAUCAACUGAAACAAAUGUCAAGGAAUAUGAUGAAUUGGUUAAGAGUGUGAUCCCUAAUAAGGAUUAUGAGAUUGAACAAUUGAAGUUGAAAUUGAAGACCAGUGAGCUAGAAGAACAAAAAUUGCACACAAAUACCUACGAACAUACAAAUAAUGCAACAACGGGAACAAUUAAAGAGCUUAUGACAACUCAAAAAUCAUUAGAAGAUCAAAUUUAUAAUUACAAGAUGGAACAUCAAGUUUUGAAUCAGCAAAUUGUCCAAUUGGAACAAGAAAACAAAGAGUUACAAACCCGUUUUAACUCAAUGAUUUCUCAAUAUGAAGCCAAAUUAGAAAAAUCAAAAUUAUCACUUUCGGAAACCUUGGCUUCUUUAACUACACCUUUUGAAAAAAAGAUUACCGAAUUACAAGCAGUGAUUCACAAAUAUCAAACUUUAUUAGAAGAACAAACACGUAAUAAAUUGACAUCAUCAUCAUCAGGAGCUAGCGGAACUGGAAGUGUGCCUAUUCCAAUAAUCCGACAGAAUAGUUCUAACAGUUCAGGUGAUUAUUCGUUUGGCCAUGAUAAUAGUCAUGGUAAUAACACUAUGCCAUCACGUUCAAUGGCCCCAAUACAACAAAUGGUACGUAACGGAAGCGGUAAAAUUAGCACUGGUCUUAACAAUGCCAAUGAUGGUGAUAGUUUACCUUUAAUGAGAGGUCGGGGAGGAUUGCAAAAGAAGACAAGAAAGUUUAUGUGA
Lodderomyces orthopsilosis Co 90-125 is the source of this 3060-nucleotide messenger RNA. RefSeq lists its product as uncharacterized. The record is from RefSeq and is a predicted model, not a curated record. Gene Ontology annotation, biological process: cell motility; negative regulation of TOR signaling; regulation of cell cycle. Lineage: Eukaryota; Fungi; Ascomycota; Pichiomycetes; Serinales; Debaryomycetaceae. Bases 1 to 3060 code for a protein of 1019 amino acids. The transcript has a single exon. Gene Ontology annotation, cellular component: TSC1-TSC2 complex; motile cilium.